AUGUCCAGCUCGAGCGCGUCUUCCAUAACCGGCAAGGCCCUGACCGGCUCGCACGUCCUCAAGAUCGACGGCUACUCACGCACCACGGGGAUCGGCACCGGCAAUUGCGUCAAAUCCAGGCCGUUCACCGCCGGAGGCCACAAGUGGUGCCUGGAGUACUACCCGGACGGCUACAACUCAACCUACGGCUCCAACUGGAUAUCCAUCCCGUCUCCGUCUGGCCGAGGCUGGCCAAGUCAGAGCGCUUUCAUCAAGAACGAGGAUCUGCUCAAGUCGGCGUACCUCAAGGACGACUCUUUCAGCAUCAGGUGCGAUAUCACCGUGGUGACGGAGAUCGUCGCCGAGGACGUCGUCGUGGCCGCUCCUGCCACUGUUGCAGCAGGAGUUCUUCGUAUCAAGGAAGAGACACUUGAGCUGAUACAGCACGACAUAUCUAUAUGGGAGAAGGUUCAGGUUACUGUUCUCACGGAGGAGGAGGACUCGAUUCGAUGGAGGUUCAAUGCCGGGGGCUGUUACACUGCCAAGACUGCCUAUGAGGCGCAAUUCUUGGGAAGAACUAUCAAGCCGGCUCUCAACUCAGUUUGGAUCAUCAGAUGUUAUAGAGACAGCGUGGCACUUGGUGCUGGAUUGCGCCUUCUCCAAGGAGGUCUGGGCGUCUUUCUCGAGAGAGAGGCCGAGGUUGGUUAG
Molecule: messenger RNA, 687 nt
Organism: Brachypodium distachyon (stiff brome)
Lineage: Eukaryota; Viridiplantae; Streptophyta; Magnoliopsida; Poales; Poaceae
Exons: 4
Coding region: 1-687 (228 amino acids)
Biological process (GO): protein ubiquitination
Molecular function (GO): protein binding
Source: RefSeq, a predicted model, not a curated record